CAGUGCUGCCUUCCUCUUCCCAGCUGAAGGGCACAAGCCAGGCAUGGGGCCCGUGGAGGAACCCAACAGCACCCUCAUCAUGGAGCAACUCGUCCUGGAGGAGCAGCUCGUCCUGGACCAGUCCAACAGCCUGGUCACUCCGAGCCCGGGUCUCUACGGGUCCGGCAACGUCAUGAUGGACAGCACCAAGAUCGUGGGAGUCCAGGUGAUACUGAUUGCUGCCUAUUCUUUAAUCAUCCUGCUGGGGUUCAUUGGCAACUCCCUAGUCAUCUACAUGAUCGUGAAAUACAAAACCAUGAGGACCGUGACCAACUUCUUCAUAGCCAACUUGGCCCUGGCUGACCUCAUGGUGGACACCCUCUGCCUGCCUUUCACCCUGGUUUACACCCUGUUGGAUGAGUGGAAGUUCGGGGCAAUUCUUUGUCACUUAGUCCCUUAUGCUCAAGCGCUGAGUGUGCACGUGUCCACUCUCACCUUGACCGUGAUUGCUCUGGACAGGUACAGAUGCAUUGUUUUCCACCUGGACAGCCGCAUCUCCAAGAAGCUCAGUUUCACGAUCAUAGCCAUCACGUGGCUCGCGGCUGCCAUCUUGGCUGGCCCGCUGGCCAUCUUCAGAGAGUACCGGUACGAGGAAAUCCCAUCCAUCAACCUCAAAAUAGCCGUCUGCUCUGAAAAGUGGCCUUCUGGGAAUAACAGAGACGCUACCAUUUACAGCCUUUCCAUGCUCCUCCUGCAGUACGUCCUCCCACUCAGCAUCAUCUGCUAUGCCUACAUCAGGAUAUGGUUCAAGCUGAAAAGCCAUAUCAGCCCCACCUCCAGGAGCGAAAGCCAGUGCCGGAGGAAGAAGACGACCAAAAUGCUCGUCAUGGUGGUCGUGGUGUUUGCAGUCUGCUGGCUUCCCUUCCACAUAUUCCAGCUUGCCAUUGACUUGGAUCUGGUUCUCAUCUUCCACGAGUACAAACUCCUGUACACCGUGUUCCACGUGGUGGCCAUGUGCUCCACCUUCGUCAACCCCCUGCUCUACGGCUGGAUGAACAAGAACUACCGGAACGGGUUCCUCAUGUUCUUCAGCUGCCAGAACAAGCCCGAGAGCUUCUACACGGACGGUUCGCUCAGGGGACGGUCUUUCACUUUCAGGGUGACCACACUCAACGGGAGCCUCAAAAACUCUGCGGGCAACGGGAAGCUGCCGACAGAGGUGUAGAGGUGAGGCACCCCCUAUUCACACGGGCAGAGGCCAAGUGGAGCAGAUGCCUUUUGCUGGAAAAGCCCCAAACUGGAGCAACUGAAAGCGCCGAAUGUAUCUAUCGAAACCGUAAGCCUGGAGGACUGUCCGUUCUGCUUAAUGAAAGUGCUUGGCGGUCCUGCCUCUGCGUUCGCGGCGUCAGAAGCUUACUUGUACAUAAGUCCAGAAAGUGAGUUGAACGAAGGAUGCUCCCGGUGACCGGGUGAGGUGGUUCACUGUCACCCUGGGCUGCAAGAAGGCUCCCAUUCAGUGGCCUGGAUUAUUUACCGGGGUUCACAGAAAUACGAUCCAGAGCCAGUGUGGAAUCAGCGGAGAUGGGUGCACGUUAAACGGGUUGUAUAUUCCUUUAUCUGGUGUACAAACGCUCUUCUUUCUCUCUCUUACCCGAGAGCCUUAUGCAUUCAUCCCUAGCCUGUGACUGCCCGUGGAGAGAACCAUGCUUUGUCCUAGACACUUCAGUCUCAUCAGUCUACCAUCCUUACCCGGACUGCUCGGUCUAGGCCAAGAUGUGGUGAGAAGUUGUGUUGUGGGAGCCAGGGCGGCAGUGGUGAUGAUGUGACAGGGAACAGGGGACGGUUGUCUGAUUAAGAGCAAAGGUAGGAAGUGGAAGGCAGGUUUGCUGGUGGAAGACGACAGUCUCCCGGUGGAUCAGGGCGGUGGGCAAUGCUGUUUUCAUACCUCUGGGGCCUGUAGCCCACCGUCAAGCAUCACUGGUGACUGGAGGAAGUGUGACAAUGUCCAGGCCCCUGCUUAUUAUCCUCGUUUCUAAUGUGCUGUAAGAACGAGUACUUACAGCACAGUAUAGCUAGGGUCAGAUUUUGAAAUAGCUGCUAUAUUAAUGCUUUUUCUCGGAAGACAGAAAUAACCUUUUAACGCACCCACCCCCCUGACAGUGUCCCCUGUACUUAUCUUAGAUGAAGUCACGUAGAAAGAGAUGUAUUCUUUGAAACCAACCGGUACGUUCUCAUCUUUUAGGCUGCGUCAGCUGGAGAAGCGUAUUUUUAGCUUUGCCAUCAAAGGAGUCUUGAUUGCCACAGUGCUCUUAACAGCUCGUCAUUUGUGUCAUUUGAAGCCAGUGUUCAUCAGAGUGGAAAGUAACUCUCUAGAACCCGGGAAAAGGGCCUCGACAUACCUCCUAAUUAAGCCAAAAUGAAAUCCCAUGUGUAAGUCUUCAGGAGAGCAAGGGAAAAAGGAGAGAGAAGGAUGAAAGACUUCAGGAACACAGGAUUUGCCAUACUGGAUCAGACUAUGGGUCCAUCAAGACUGGAGCCCUGGAAAGCCUGGGGUAAAAACCUGCUGAAGGGUUGAUUUGAGGGUCUGUUUUCCUGCACCUUCUCUGACUUGACCUGGCUCCAGCCACGCCGGCUGCCCCGCUCAGCUUUACACUGCCGUACUGAAUUAGUUUCCCCCACUCUUUCCAUUCCUCCUGUUGCUUGCAUUAAUUGAACCUCAGCCGUCCGUAAGCGUAAGAAAGUCUAUGGGUGGCAGGGGAUUUUUUUGAAGCAGAGAGAUCAUUGUGAUGCACAUUAUGGAAACAAGGCUUUGCUUCUGUGCCUGGCCAGACUGCCUGGUGACACUGCCAUGCCUAUGAAUAAUUACCACAAAACCUGGCUGGCGGCAGAUUUUCUAAAUCAAAUCCCAGGCGAUUCUCUUCAGAGCGCCUGGGAAUAGCUGGGGCGUCUGCUGGCGAAUUUGACUGUUCCGAUAACAGAGGCAUCUGCAGCAUAAUGGGGCAAAUGCUGACAAGACAAGAGGCACUAAUUAAUUGCUCCCUCCUGUGUUUGCUAAGAGCUAAAGCCUGGUCCGCUGCUUUCCAUGGGAGUUUUCCAGUUAAUCCCGAUGGGACCAGGAUGAUGCUCUUCAUUACGCUCCCAGCAAUUUCUUUUUGCUGCAUAAUGAAGUGGUUGGUUCUGCAGUUCAUCCUCUGGGGAGAUUGCUGCAUAUCUUCAUCCCACGGCAGGGUGCAGGAAUGUUUAUCUUUUUCAAGGAGGCUUGGCUGGAUGGAAAGGAUUUGGUCUCACCAACAACCACUUCAUAAAGCAAUUGAACGCUCGGUCACAUAUGUCAGAAAGAAACAAGACGUUUCGCCGCGCAGGUUUGAGAGCGGGCUGUUCUGGCAGCUGACAUGGAUGCAGAGCUAAAUGCUUUUUGCCAAGGACUUGCCAGGGGUCUUGUUCCGUGACGCUGCACAAAGCCUGUGACUGCACAACAUUAGAGAUAAUGGCAUUAUAAAUGACCAUUUAAUUGGAGUCGAGCUUGCCUGCUAAAUAUGAGUGAAUAAAUAAAUAGCCGAGCGCUCUUCACAAAUAAAAACCGGUGGUGUAAUUUAUUGGGAGACACUCCGUGCUAAGCCAACAAAGGAGGAAAAACAUUUACUUUAGAAGGAGCAUGCUCGGCAAUGGCCUCUCAGCUUUAUUGAACUCACUUGUACAGUUUUAUUAAAGGAUUUCUGCCUCUCAGCCUCCUGCCUUUCUGCCCCUGAAAACAACUGUGCUCUUACGCAUUUAAUAUUACAGGCCAAAUUCUGCUCUGGGACAUGUAUGGAAAAUUGCAUUCCUAUAAGGAAAAAAAAAAAAAGAUCCCCAGCUUGCAUUGCCAAAUCAAACAGGAGAAAGUGGGCAGUGCGGGGGCAAAGUUCUUCAUCGCGUGCAUCUAAGCUGGGUAAUUAAAUCAGGAUGUUAAGCAUGAAGACGGAAAGAAGAUGCAUAGAUUUACAUUUAUAUAAAGCAGAGGUCUGUAUGAUUCAAGGCUGCCCCCCUGAAAUGGCAUUAACUGCAUGAUAAGCUCCACGCAACUUCAGCCAAGAAGGUUGGCAGUUCCUAAAGGACAUAUUAUUGGAGCCUUAACAUCAAGCUAUUCCAAUGCAGAGGAAAGAUAAGAAGAACCACAAGAGACCAAUGUCACAAAGAGUUUCCAAGUUAUCUGAAAAUCACAAGAGAUAGAUACAGGCAUUGCAAGGAAGGGCACAUUGCUAAAGAAAUCCUCAAGGGCAUGGCACGAAUGUGACAAAAUCGGGAAAACAAAGAUGAAGAAUGAGUUACAGCCGCAAAAGAAAUGCUAAAUAUGCUAAGAAGAGGUUCUGCAAAAACGUCAGAGCGAAAGGAAAGUCCAGGGAAAUUGUGGCAGGCUAUUAACAGAAGGUGCAAAGCAAACAGACCUGCUCCGUGCCUGCUUUGCUUCAAUCUUCCAGUAAAAAAACGGAAGAUAAACUGUGAUCAUCUGCGUACCAAAAUGCAGCUAAACAAAGAAAGGGAAGGGAUACAGAUCACAAGAACUAAAGGGCAUGGCAGAGAACUUCUCAUUAAUUUGAGGGCAUUUAAGGCAACAAGGCCCAGUGCAAUUCACCCAGGACAGUGAAGGAAAGAGAUGAACAGAUCUCAGAGCCACUGUUAAUAAUAUAGCUGAACAACCAUGAGCAAAGAGUAACUAUAAAUGGAUUGGUGGGAGAGUAGCAGGUCUUAUGCAGGGUUACACAGGGGCCUGUGCUGGGUCCCAUGCUGUUUAGCUUUUUAAUUAAUGAUUUGGAUGCAGCGAUAGAGAGCAUGCUGAUCAGAUUUGCAGACAACACACCACCAAUCUACAUGGAGAGAUGCAAACACGUUGGAGGACAGGAGCAGUAUGGCAGGGGCGGGCUGGGCCAUAGACAGUAAAUGAAAUUCAAGAGAAGCUGAUGCAAGGUGCUACACAGAGAAGAAAAGACAAAUGCAAAGUUAGAGAAUGGGGGGGAACUGGUUUGAGAAAGACCUGCGGUUGGGGUGGAUCACCAACAUGAAUCAUCAUCAAUGCCAUGUUGGUUGUGUUAACCGUUUGUGUCUUGUUUGCAAGAUGUGCAAUGGACUAGUGCCACUUUACUUGGCACCAGUUUGGCCUCAGCUGGAGCACUGUGUCCACUUUGGGAUGCUGGGUUUUCAGAAGGAUGUACAGUAACUGGAGAGGAUCCAAAUGCAAAUGAUGCUGAUAAAGGAGGCAGAAAGCAAGCUGCAUGACGGAAGAGCUAAAGGAACCAGGCAGGCUUAGUUUGGAGAAAAGGAGAUGGUGGGGAAGGCAGAACAAGAUUGCAGUUUCCAAAUAUUUGAAAGGUAGCCUUAAAGAAGAUGGAGACACUGUUCUCCUCUGCAACAGAAGGGAGGAAGGACACAAGGCAAAGGGUUUAAGCUGCAGUGAAGAUCAUUUAGUUCAAAUCUCAGGAAACUGUGUAACUGUAAGAACAGCAGGGCGAUGGAAAAGGUGUCUAGGAAAGUUAAGGAAUCCUCUUCAUUGGAGGUUUCAAGAAGCAGCUGGGUAAGCAUGUGGGGUAGUGCAGGGGGUUGGCCUAGAAGAGCCUAGAGGUCCCCAACAAAUGUAUGAUUGAUAAAACUUGUAACCAGCUGCACUGUAAGGUUUUAACAAAAGUGACAGAGCUCAGAAACAUCAUCCUGCAAUCACUGAAUCAAUGGCAAGUCUGGGACCUGGACAGGGUCCAUGGAUAACGCCAGUGUUCGUGGAUUUGCAAAAUAGUCUUUUCAUGUUUGUUCCUACUUCCUAUUCCUUCAUGUUUCUUCCUACUUCAGAUCUCGAAUUGUAAUGUAAUUUGUGAUUAUUAUGAAUGCCAAAAGAGCUUUGGAACAGCACAGGCACGGCAAUCCAGCCAUUUACAAGCAGCAGCUAAUGUUAAUAAUUGCAGACUCUCACUAAAAAAUCAUCCAGGGCUCUAAGGAACUGGGGAGUUCCUUAUCAAAGCACCAUUCUGUACCAAGUCCCCAUAAAGGACUGACAAAUGAGUUUGGCUGAGAUUUGCAAAAACAUAUUUGGGAUUCAGACACUGAAUAGCCAGUGAAAGCUCUGCCUCUAAAUGUACUAGGCUGCUGUGAACAUCUUGUCCCAUUUGUUUUCCAAAACAGAGGGGACUACAGGGAGUUAGUUAGGAUUAAGAAGCAUAGGUAGGGCUUGUAUUUUUCCUUGCUUACAGGUAUUUUGGGACCAUCUCUCUGUUCAGACGAUGCAGGCUGGGUUCAGCCAGCUUGCAUCUCUUUGUCUCCACUGGUGGAACAUCGAGCCUUUUGGUCUGACUUUCCCAGCACAGCUUUUUCAGUGUUUUCUCAAACUUUUCAUGUACAGUUUUGCAGAGCUCCCCAGCUUGAGAGAGAGGAGAGCUGAUAAGAGGAUAUCAGAGAACCUACAGGCCUUUGCACUGAUGCUGUGUCUACGCCGCAAUUGCCAUCGCUAUCCCUGAACUGGCAAGAUUAGAUUAGCCAUGAAAGCUAAGGCAGAGCAGAUUUGGCAUGAAUAGCGCUGAGGCCCCAGACAGGCUAGGGCAGCCCAUGUGGGAUCCUGUAUGGCCAUGGCUUUGCUGUGUUAGGACUCAAGCUCUGCACUCUGCGUACACCUGCCCUGUAGACAAACUCUGUGUGCCUUCAGCCAUCCACCUCUUCCUGGCAGCUCAGUUCAACAGGACCCACUCGAUCCUGGCAGAUCUACUCGACAGCUGUCUUUGGGAGUCUCUUAAAAGGGGAUCCCCACCACGGAGGAGGUUUGCACCCUACUUCCCAAGUGCCGAGCCUCAUGGCGAAUACUCGGUGGGCUUGGAGAGGAUGUGGCCAAAAGCCCCUGCACAAAGACCGGGGCAUGCAUUGCAUUCCUGCCCAAGGGGAGAGCAGCACUCAUUCGAGCACGAGGCAGCUGCAGGUAGAGCACUGUGGAGAUGCCAGUCACAUACAACCAGAUUGCCCAUCUUUGGCACUGGAAAGCCUACAAGACCUCCUUUGUAUGUCCUUGUAUAUCACAGCAUUUGCUCCUGUCACACGGUUGGAGCGAUCUGAAGUGAUCAUUAGAGGUUUGGCCCAUGUCCGUCAUUAAAUUAGGAAGCUUUAAGAGCCCCGCAAGUUCUGCUGGAUUUGGAGACAACCGGUAUUCCAAGAGGGGCUUGAGCCCAGUCAUAAGAGGUGCUUGAGUCUCUAGUUUGAGACUACAGUGACCUCCCCACACCACCUUUUGAACACUGUUGGUGCAGUUUUCCCCCUCCCAAACCAUGUCAAAUGGCUUCUGUUUUGCGGUAGAUUCUGUGAGAGAGCAACAGAAACACUGCCCUGGGGUUUGAACAAAGGAUCCAUGGGGAAAUAAAUGCAGUCAGAGGAUCAGUUCCUUUAAUGUAGGAUAACAAGGGAAUGGAUGAGGUGACUUUCUCCAAAAUGAGGUCACAGACAGCACGGUGUUUUCCCUGAAAUUAAGUGCUAAUCUUAUACUUAUUAGUGCUUAACUUAGUCUGAAACCAAAUUAACCUUUAGCUCAGGCAGGAGCUGCAAUUUUAUUGCCUUCUUUGCAUACAUUUGUUAUUGUCUAGAGCUCUAUUUUUUACUUGGCUGGGGUUGCUGGAUGUCUUGUUUGCUAAACUAAGCCCUGGGGUCCAUCCAUACCAGUGCAAAUCGGGAUUAACUCCAACAAUCUUGGAAGAGUUACUCUGGAUUUACCCCAGCGAGCAGCAUUUGACCCCCUGAGUUGGAACAAACUGGACUUCAUCCUCCGUUCAGUUCUUUCCAUAUCUAUUUUGAGGUUCUUCAAGUGCCAAAAAUAAUAUGGCAUAUUUCUGCAAGAACAUUUAUCUUCCCCUUGAUUGAUUUCAGUGAAGGGAUUUGUUUAGGAAGGGGUUUGGGGAAAUAGAUAUUUAAAGCAGAGACUUAUCUGUAUUCUCAGUGUUUUGUAAGUUAGAAGAUAAACCAGGGAGAGACAGAAACAAUGUUGCAAAGUUGCACACAUGCAGAUACACACGCGCACACACACACACACACGUGUGCGCACGUGCACCAAUUUCUCUUCAGACUACACAACACGCUUAAUUUGCUAGCCAGACACUCCACUACUGGCUGCACAAAUGCUGCAGGUAUCUGGGACUGAAUGAGACUGUAGGAGGAGCGUGGGAGGAAAGCACUUUUCCUCCGUUAGUAACAAUACCUUUGUGUCACUCACAAUUUAUAUUCACUGAAGAAAGCUUUUUCUGACUACGAUAUUCUUUCAGAGCCUGUUCAAUGCAAUGAAGAGAGAAGGAAUAGCACAGCUGUCUCCUGUUGCUCACAGGGGGAGGUCUUCAUUAGCUCCUUUCUCAUUUAUGUGGUUUUAUCUUGCCAUUAAUGGUCUGGCCAAGAUUGAGAAUGUUAGAGAAGAAACUCUUUUGUUAACACCCAGCUUAUUAAAGGCUUGGAGUCCAUAAGGCAUCCAUCCUAGAAGGCACUUACAAACUUUGAACCAGCGCCUGCCACAAGAGUAAAUGGGCAGUUCACCUGCUGGCUUGCUUCCCCCCUCCAUAUGACAGAAGAAGAAUCAAUGAAGCUAUAAGAUUAGCACUUACAAAAUAUACCACUGACAAGAGGCCAUAGAGCCUCCCACUGAAUCCUCUGGGUGCGCAGGCUCUUGUCAUUGAAAUGCUGGGUGGAAAUGCCAAUAUGCUUGGAGGGCAAGAGCACUAACACUUGAAGUCUGUGAACUCCAGGGGAAACCGGGAAGAACAGGAUUUCUAUCAGAAGACAAACAAGGAAAAUGUGCAAAGGGCAGAUUUCUGUUCUCGGUUAUGAUGGCAGACGGGGAGAUGCCGCUAUCAAGUUAUGGACUCUGUGUUGUACUACAUGGUGCACACACGUUCAAAGUUGCCUGUUAUGCCCUGUACCUGGGAGGUUCCCUGCACAGGAGAGGGGCUCGAUGCAUUGUUGAAUGACGACCACUGAGUUACCAAGACUGCAACUCAGGGCCAUUGCCUAGGAUUGUCUCGGCCUUGGAACGACGGACUUUCUACACUGGGGUCACCAUGAGGAGUGGGUCGGGGAUGAGUGCAGGGGGCUGGUACCUCCUUUGCAACACACAGCACAGGAAGAGGUUUGUUCAAGAAGGUGUUUUGCUCUGAGCAGGGGGGAAUAACCAUUGCUGCAGGUAAGAAGGAUUUGCAGGGGGGACUCUCCAUAGGCUGAAAUGUUCCUCCGUGGACUCCAAAGGAUGAGUGAACAUCAACACGGGACAGGCGUGUUUCUAGACUUCUGUUUUCAAAGAUUUGUACCCCUCCAGUGGUUGAAGAGUAAAGUGCCUGUGGUGAAACGA
Molecule: messenger RNA, 9307 nt
Organism: Alligator mississippiensis (American alligator)
Lineage: Eukaryota; Metazoa; Chordata; Crocodylia; Alligatoridae
Product: neuropeptide Y receptor type 2
Exons: 1
Coding region: 44-1204 (386 amino acids)
Biological process (GO): G protein-coupled receptor signaling pathway
Cellular component (GO): membrane
Molecular function (GO): neuropeptide Y receptor activity
Source: RefSeq, a predicted model, not a curated record